Molecule: messenger RNA, 4832 nt
Organism: Sceloporus undulatus (fence lizard)
Lineage: Eukaryota; Metazoa; Chordata; Lepidosauria; Squamata; Phrynosomatidae
Gene: HDAC4
Product: histone deacetylase 4
Exons: 27
Coding region: 227-3667 (1146 amino acids)
Biological process (GO): chromatin organization; negative regulation of transcription by RNA polymerase II
Cellular component (GO): histone deacetylase complex
Molecular function (GO): histone deacetylase activity
Source: RefSeq, a predicted model, not a curated record
GCUUAUAUUUUGAAAACACCUUGAAUAAUCUAUACUCGUACCAUAUUGCAGAACUUUACAACAUGAAAUCUCUGUCUGAGUGGACCUGUAUCUGGUGGCUAUGACUAUUUUUCCUGGAUAUACCUCUUAUGUUCCAUUGGAGCACUGAAGCUCUCCAGGGCUGUUGUCAGUAUAGAAGUCACUCUGUCUAUUCAUAUUUCCUUGAAGAGUUUAGAUUCUGCUAGCAAUGAGUUCCCAAAGCCAUCCAGAUGGACUUUCUGGCAGGGACCAGCCAGUAGAACUGCUAAAUCCAACCAGAGUUAAUCAUAUGCCAAGUUCAGUUGAUGUGACCACAACACUACCCUUGCAAGUUGCACCAUCUGUAGUUCCUAUGGAUCUCCGCUUGGACCAUCAGUUCUCCAUCCCAGUGGCUGAGCCUACAUUGCGUGAACAGCAGCUCCAGCAGGAGCUGCUGGCCCUCAAACAAAAACAGCAGAUCCAGAGACAGAUCCUCAUAGCAGAAUUCCAGAGACAACAUGAACAGCUCUCUCGUCAGCAUGAAGCUCAGCUGCAUGAACACAUAAAGCAACAGCAGGAGAUUCUUGCCAUGAAACAUCAGCAGGAACUCAUGGAACACCAGAGAAAACUAGAACAACAUCGGCAGGAGCAAGAGUUAGAGAAACAGCAUAGAGAACAGAAACUGCAGCAGCUUAAAAAUAAAGAGAAAGGGAAAGAAAGCAGACAUCUCUUUGAUGAUUCCUUGAAUACAGUAUUGAUGGAGAUUAAGAAAAAGGCUCUCUCCAAUCCUGUAAAAAUGGAGGAUGAAAAGCUCAAAACAAGCCAUAUCCUUUUGUUCCAAGCUCAAGCAACACCAGGCACUGCAGUGCCCCAGCAAAAAGUCUAUCUUGGUGCCGUGGCAAGCACAGAAGUAAAAAUGAAAUUACAAGAGUUUGUCUUAAAUAAAAAAAAAGCUUUGGCACAGCGGAAUCUAAACCAUUGCAUUUCAAAUGACCCUCGCUUUUGGUAUGGGAAAACACAACAUAGUUCUCUAGAUCAGAGUUCCCCACCACAAAGUGGAGUAUCAGGCAAUUACAAUCACCCCGUACUAGGGAUGUAUGAUUCCAAAGAUGAUUUUCCACUUAGAAAAACAGCAUCUGAACCUAAUCUGAAAUUGCGAUCCAGAUUGAAGCAGAAGGUUGCUGAAAGGCGCAGUAGCCCCUUAUUACGAAGAAAAGAUGGUCCUGUAGUUACAGCUCUGAAAAAGCGUCCCUUAGAUGUCACAGAUUCAGCAUGCAACAGUGCUCCUGGAUCUGGCCCUAGUUCUCCAAACAAUAGUUCCAGUAAUAUAAGUGCUGAGAAUGGAAUUACUCAAUCAGUUGCAAAUAUUCAGGCAGAGACCAAUCUAGCUCAUAGACUUGUGAAUCAUGAAGGCUCAGUAACACAACUUCCAUUGUACACAUCUCCCUCCUUGCCCAAUAUAACGUUAGGACUUCCUGCUACUGCCCCAUCCAGUGGUGGAUCAGGACAGCAGGACACUGAAAGACUUACUAUUCCCUCAUUACAACAACGAAUCUCCAUAUUUCCUGGCACUCAUAUUACUCCUUAUCUGAGCAGCACUGCAGUGGACAGGGAUGGGGGAAAUGCACAUAAUCCUCUUCUUCAACACAUGGUUUUACUGGAACAGCCAGCGGCACAAAAUUCCUUAGUCCCAGACUGGUAUCUUUCAGGACUAGGGGCACUCCCCCUCCAUGCGCAGUCCCUUGUGGGUGCAGACCGGCUCUCUCCCUCAAUACAUAAACUACGACAACACCGCCCUCUGGGGCGCACACAGUCUGCUCCUCUUCCCCAGAAUGCACAGGCCCUCCAGCAAUUAGUGAUCCAACAACAGCAUCAGCAGUUCCUGGAAAAACACAAACAGCAAUUUCAGCAGCAGCAGCUGCACAUUAACAAGAUGAUACCAAAAUCAAAUGAGUCUUCCCGCCAGCAUGAAAGCCAUCCUGAAGAGACUGAAGAAGAAUUACGAGAACACCAAGCGUUUUUAGAAGACCCAUAUAUCGACAGGACAUCAAACCAAAAGGACGUUCAGGGGUUGACCAGUAUGGUCCAAGUGAAGCAAGAGCCUGUGGAGAGUGAUGAAGAUGGAGAGUUGCAACCAGAACUAGAGCCAGGGCAGAGGCAAGCUGAGCAGGAGUUACUCUUCAGACAGCAGGCCCUUUUGCUAGAGCAGCAGCGCAUUCACCAGCUGAGGAACUACCAGGCAUCCAUGGAAGCUGCUGGUAUCCCGGUCUCCUUUGGAGGGCAUCGGCCACUUUCUCGAGCCCAGUCAUCACCUGCUUCUGCCAAUUUCCCCAUGUCUGUACAGGAGCCACCCUGCAAGCCACAGUUCACAACAGGCCUUGUUUAUGACACCUUGAUGCUGAAACACCAGUGUACCUGUGGAAAUACAAACAGUCAUCCAGAACAUGCAGGAAGAAUCCAAAGCAUUUGGUCGCGACUUCAGGAAACAGGCCUUCGUAGCAAGUGUGAGUGUAUACGUGGAAGAAAAGCAACUCUAGAAGAGCUACAGACUGUUCAUUCAGAAGCCCACACACUACUUUAUGGCACCAAUCCUCUGAACAGACAGAAAUUGGACAGCAAGAAACUCUUAGGCUCUUUGACGUCAGUGUUCGUCAGGCUUCCUUGUGGUGGUGUUGGAGUUGACAGUGAUACAAUUUGGAACGAAGUACAUUCGUUUAGUGCUGCUCGUCUUGCUGUUGGUUGUGUUAUAGAGCUUGUUUUUAAAGUGGCUACAGGAGAACUGAAGAAUGGAUUUGCUGUCGUUCGACCUCCUGGUCACCAUGCAGAAGAAAGUACACCCAUGGGCUUUUGUUAUUUUAACUCGGUAGCGAUUUCAGCCAAGCUUCUCCAGCAGAGAUUGAAUGUGAACAAAAUACUUAUAGUGGACUGGGAUGUGCACCAUGGAAAUGGUACUCAGCAGGCUUUCUACAGUGAUCCUAAUGUUCUUUAUAUUUCACUACAUCGGUAUGAUGAUGGAAACUUCUUCCCAGGCAGUGGUGCUCCUGAUGAGGUUGGCAUUGGACCUGGUGUUGGUUUCAAUGUUAAUAUGGCAUUUACUGGUGGCCUUGAUCUGCCAAUGGGAGACACAGAAUACUUGACUGCUUUCAGAACAGUAGUAAUGCCUAUUGCUAAUGAGUUUGCUCCAGAUGUUGUGCUGGUAUCAUCGGGCUUUGAUGCAGUUGAAGGUCAUCCUGCACCACUUGGAGGAUAUAAUCUAUCAGCCAAAUGCUUUGGGUACCUGACAAAACAGCUCAUGGGUCUGGCUGGAGGAAGAAUCAUUCUGGCCCUAGAAGGAGGCCAUGACCUGACCGCCAUUUGUGAUGCUUCUGAAGCAUGUGUUUCUGCUUUGCUUGGAAAUGAGCUUGAUCCUAUUCCUGAAAAGAUCUUACAGCAAAGGGCAAAUGCAAAUGCAGUGCAUUCUAUUGAAAAGGUCAUUGAAAUUCACAGUAAGUACUGGAACUCUCUCCAGCGUUAUGCUUCAACAGUCAGCUAUUCUUUGAUAGAGGCACAGAAAUGUGAGAAUGAAGAAGCAGAAACAGUAACAGCUAUGGCAUCCUUGUCGGUGGGAGUCAAGCCACCACCUGACAAAAAGCCAGAUGAAGAGCCCAUGGAAGAGGACCCUCCCCUGUAGCUUACAUCUAUAAGACUGGAGUUCUCUUGUCCGUUCGUCUCGUCUUGAAGCUCUGCCAAGAAGCUUUCUCUUGUUACUCCUGCAUCCUGUCAUAGUUUUCUUCCAGAAUACAGAAAGGCAGCCAUGCGUGAAAGAAAGCUAAAUCUCUCCAUAUCUGUACAGAAUAUGUUUGUGGGAAAGAAAAAUGCAGGUGAAGAGCAGAAAUAUGAAAGACAUAAGCACUGAGCAUUCUUCCUCUUUUCCUAAAUGGAACCUGUGAGAGGCAAGAAGCCGGUGAAGUAUUUGGCAGAAUUGCCAAUAUCUUUUUUAACAACUAAAAAAAUCAAAGAUUUAACACAGACAUGACAACUUACAUUUAAAACUGGUGCUUAAAGUUUGAUUACCCUCCGUUCAGACCACUCAAACCACAUUGUAGUUUUGUUUAUAUUUUAUUUUUGUGGCUGUUGCCUACCUGUGAUACAAACACUCUCUUCAAAACCCAAACAAUAUGAGAAGGUUUUUUUUUUCUUCGUAUGAAGGGUGGAAAGAACUAAGCUUUUUAUACUUAUCUAUCUACAUGCAGACAGAGUAUGCAUGUGGAGGGGAAGAACAUAAAACAAGAUAGCCCAGAAAGGGGAUCGGCUUUAGCAUCUCCAAAGCCAUCUGAAGAGUUUGUGCCUUUUAUAAACAUAGAUUGGAUUGAUUUUCGGGCAGCUGGAUAUUUCUGACGUUUUGAGGAACAAUGCCUUAAAGAAAAGAACUCUGCAGCAGUUCCUCUGGCACGGUAGGCCAAGAACUGCAGUCAACAAAAAAGGCUCUAGGAUUCCUGCUAGCAUGAUUCCUUAAAGCAAGCAAUGGCCAGAGCAUCUCCAAAACCGUCUGCAAGUUUGGAAUUUUUUUUUUUCUGUUACUGCUGUUUAAAAUAAAAAUUAAGGUAGUUGCCAGUAAUGUGGCAAAUACUGUUGGGUUUGCAAAAUUCAGCUCUUUUUAAAAAUCCAACAUCUCCUAUACAUUACGUAUAUCCAUUUAAACUAUGAAUUUGGUUGUAAAGCAUGCAUCCGACACAACUGCAGUUUUUAAAAAAAUUGGAAUGCUUUUUAUUAAAAGCAACUAGCAUGAGAUAUUGCUUAAUAUUUUAGGUAUAAAUAUAUAUAUGUAUAAUGUAUAUUCCAAAUGUAUUCCAAGC